ACUGGCAAAUGUAAAAUUUGUUGGCCGGUGAUCAUCUCAGAGUACGGACGUGUGUGAAUUGAUUCUAGCAAGUUUAACCGCUAAUUUUUACCGGCCAAACUUGCAGCCUUAGUGAAAAUUAUUUGUUAGUUUCCAUUCAACGCGAGGAUUGUUUUUAUUCAUGAACACUGAUCAAGGACUUAUUGCACAAAUUUCCGAAAUGGAUUUAAUGUGUGCAGAGUCGGAAGCCCCUAGACGGGCGUACGAGGAUCCAGUGUUAAUUCAAGACAAUAGAGUUUUACAGAAUCUUUUAGCUCUAGAAGACAGAUAUCAACCGAACCCUGCUUAUUUCAAAUGUGUUCAGACAGACAUUAAACGUUAUAUGAGAAAAAUGGUUGCACAAUGGAUGUUAGAGGUAUGCGAUGAACAGAGAUGCGAAGAGGAAGUGUUUUCGUUAGCAAUGAAUUAUUUGGAUAGAUUUCUUAGUGUUUGUGAUACUCCACGGACUAGACUACAACUUUUGGGUGCAGCGUGCAUGUUUAUUGCUUCAAAAUUAAAAGAGACAUGUCCAGUUUCAGCGGAAAAACUUGUGAUAUACACGGACCAUUCAAUAACUUUAUCAAUGUUAAUGGACAUGGAAUCAUUAUUGUUAAGCAAGUUAAAAUGGGACCUAUCAGCAGUUACACCACAAGACUUUUUAGAGCAAAUUUUGAGUAGAUUAGCAUUAGAAAAAGAACAAACAGAGGUGAUUAAAAAACAUGCACAGACUUUUGUGGCACUAUGCGCAACAGAUUGUAAAUUUAUGAUGUACCCUCCCUCAAUGAUUGCGGCUGGAAGUGUGGGGGCAGCAGUUCAUGGUUUGAGUAAUGUUCCUCACUUAGAUGUUAAAUUGUUGCAACGUUUACAUCAAAUCACUGGUAUCGAAAUGGACUGUCUUCGUGGCUGCCAAGAACAAAUUGAACAAACAUUAGCAGUAAAUUUAUCGUCAAUGGCAACGACAGUUGAACAGACAACGAAAAUGGAACAUACGCCGUCACAUCAUUCAAAUUCCCAACACGAACAUUUAAAAGAACAACCAACGACACCCACAGACGUUCAAGAUAUUCACUUUUAGCUACGUGUGAACAAAAUACAGAUAGAAAAAAAUAUAUACGACAGUUAAAAUGUUAUUUUUAUUAAAAAAAAUAGUUCAGAUAUAAUUGCAGAAUGCAUUUAAUAUUUUUUAUUGUUAAAAAAUUGUUAAACAGCAAAAAAAAAAUUGAUUUGUUUCUAUUUUUAUAUUGUUUAAGUUAUAUGUUCCUAUGUUUUUUACUCAAAAAAAUUUGUACUGCCCACCGAACUACAUUUCUAAAGCUUAUUAUAUGUAAACGUUAUAUUAUAUAUACAAGAAAUUGAGUGAAUUAAGUGCCUUAGAGAUAUUUGUUAAGGUUUUUUUAUUAUGGGGACCAAAUUACUGCCAGAUCAUUCCAUGUUAUUUUCAACAUACAUACAUUUUGUUAGAAAAAAAAGUUCACAAAUAAGCUCAAGCUCUAAUAAUAUUAAUUUAUGAAUUCAUUCAAAUCAUUCUUAGAAAGUCAAUCAUCAUUAUAAAUUUAGUUUAGUUCAUCACAAAAAGAGCAUAAUUUUAAUCUCAAUUUCAGAAAGAUCUGCUAACAUGUGGUUAGAAUCUCAAAAUGACUUAUCUCCAUAUAAAGUAGUGGCCAUCAACCUUUAAAAACGUUAACUAUCUGACAGAGUAAAUCUAUUUUUAGAAUAAAUUUCAUUUUUCAGUCUUGAAAACACUUGUCAAGAGUAAAAUUGCAUAGCAAACCUAUACAAUUGAUGCAUUCUUUUAAUAAUUUGGGAAUAGUACCUAAUUAUUGUGUUAAAAAAUUUAAUUCUUUUAAAGGUUGGUUCUCAAUAUUUCAAUUCGAUCGUCACUGAGUUUAAAGGUUGAUGCCCAGCUUGUACACUUUAAUUUAUAUCACACAAAAAACGUUUGUAUCACAUAGACAAGGCGUAUUGUAGCAGAACUGUGCAUUGAAUGUUUUAUAUAGAAGUGUAAAGAUUAAUUUAGAACUACAACGCAGAUUGGAGAAAUAAUAUAUUUUGUAUAUAUUGUUAAAAAAUCAAUUUACUACAUGUAUAUGUUAACCAAAAAAAAACUACAAAAGCGUGUAUAAAUAGUCACAUGACAAAAUAGGUAAAAAAAUAUUAAAAAACAAGCUUUUUUGGGGGUUCCAACAGAUGGAAAGGGUAAAAAAAAGCAUCAUUUCAUGAUGUAAUAUUUUUCAUUUGAGAAUAUAUGACGUAAUAAUCGGGUAUCCUCAAGAAUUCGAAGAUCAUAUUAUAUUGUCAUUGGAACGGUGUCGUGUAUAUUGUGUCAUUUUUUUACAUGUAUUUGCAUUGUUACACAAAUGUAAAUGUGUUUCGCCCAUGCAUCAAAAUAUGCCUUAAAUUUGCAUAUUAUCCUCUUCAAAUGUGAUAUUUUUUUAUAUUUUCAUAUAUUUUUUUUUUCCCAUCAAUAUUUCACUUGUAAGUAACAUUUCAUUACGCGAAAAAAAAUCAUGUAUCAAAAAUUCAUUAAUUUUUUAAAUAUUUCAUUUUCACUUUUUUCAUUCAUCAUUUCCUCUAAAAAAAAAUCAUCAUCAUCUUCAUUAAUCGAAAAAAAAAUCAUCAUUCUUUUUUUAUAAGAAAAAAGAAAAUACAUGGGACAAAAAAAGCAACAUCGAAGUAUGAACAAAAAGCAUUUUUUAUCAUCCAUGAAUACAUGUUAUAUUAAUGUUGAAGAACACUUUUUUAAAUUGUAAAGAUUUAGAUUUAGAUGAAAAAAAUAGUGCUAUGUACAAAAUAUCCUUUUUUUACACUGUCAUGCUUUUUGUUUAAAGAUGUUAAUAUGAAAAAAAAUUGUUUUCAUGUUUUUUUUAUGUUUCCUUUUUUUAUGUGAUUGGUUUGAGAAGGUGACAUGAUAAAUUAUUAUUUAUUUAUUAUCAUGGAAGGGCCUAGCCUUUUUUAACAUUAAAAUGCCUCCAGUAACUUUAAAUCUAGCGCAUGUUUCACAUGUUCUUACAAUGCCACAAAAAAUCAACAUCUAAAGUUUGUUAAAUGCCCAGCAUGCAUACGUUUUAAUCUUUGAAAGAAUUUGGAAAAGAAUCUUUGGUCACAAUAUUAUAAUGUGUUUUCAAAAUCUUUAUUUAUAUACUUACUUGGUCAUAUUUCCAAGUGAUAGGACACUGAACAUUCUGCUUGGCUUUAAAGACUGGGGCAUCAGGGCGUGGUUUAACAUGAAGGGGUGCUCUGAAAAAAUCUGGAUUGGUGUGGUUUUAUUUUUAUUUGGCCACGGGCUCUUUAUAUAAAGUAACUAUUAUUUUACUAAAUAUAAGAGUUUAAUGCAUAGGACUAAACUGCAAUUUGCAGAUGAUUUUGGUUUAUAUAUUUUUUCUUUGUGUAUAACUAUAGGUAGAUGUAGUGGUUGUUUGGUUUGACUUUCAGCAUCUGCAUUUCAGAUGGUCGGAACUCAAAUUGGACGUGCUUGCUUGAAAUCCAGAUUUUUCGUGAAACUUGAAUUGUUAAUACCACAACCUCGCAUUCAAAAAUGUGUUCAAUCAUUAAUUAUUUAUAAGAAGAUAAACUCGUUGAAUGUUUCUCUAUGAAUAAAAUGCAUUUUUUUAUUGGUCCAUUUUUUUCGACCAAAUGAUUAUUUCCAAGAGCUUUGAUUCUGUAUUUUUAAUGUAAAUAUACAGUAUUGUACUUCUUGGAGAAUACGGGAAAGUAUAGAGUGCCAUUUCAAUAGGGUGUUUUGACAUGACAUGUGAUAUCUAUAAAUAGAACUUUAUAAAUAGUAACCUAUUUAUAAAUGAAACACUUGAUUUUCACCACGCGAUGAAUAUACAAGGUGUUUUUUUCUGGUAUUUAUUUAAUGUUUUCUUUAAAUAGUGAAUAGGCUACCUCUGAAAUAUGGAAUCCUAGUUUUUCGUAUAUGAUUGGAUAUUUAGUUGUUUCACUUAAAGGGAACAUUUAACAGGACUAUUUUCUACCUCAGUAAUUAAUAUAAUGCAUAGCAGAGCAAAACUUUCAAUCCAUUUUUAUUUCAAUAUUUUUUUUUCUCAUUUAUGAGAAGAUCUAAGUGAAAUUCAAGAAAUUUUGAUCCAUUUUUAUGUUAUUUUUCUUUAAAACAGACAUGUGGGUUUUAAAUUUCUAUUCAAUCUAGUUUUGAUAGUAUUAGAGCUAAUAGCAAUCCAGCUAUGUACAGGGACUGCAAAAAUAGCUUUUCCGUAACAAUUGAACGCUUGUGAAGUCAGUGCAAGUUUUUUUCUGAUGAGGGGUGUUCAAAAUGUUCCUUUGCACUUGCAUAGAGAGGGGAAAAAACAUUUUCAAAGUUCGAUUUUCUUUCUAAAAAAGGGAUCUGUUACAUUUAGUGGUAGCAGUGAUGACAAAUCUUCAGAUAAAGUCGGAAGAUUUCGUGGCUUUUUUGAUGAAAGGAAAUUGUCUUUGUAAACUGAAACCUUAAUUUCUAAACUUGUUACACAAAACUUAGAAUUAUUUUCGUAAGGAGUCUUUCAUGUACCGGACUUUUUUCAAGUAUUUAGAAACUGUGAUAGUACUUUAUCAAUUUUGUUUAUUUUUUUUCAAGCUUUUCUUCCUCAUAACAUUUAUAAAUAUGUAAAUGAAUUUGUGCAAAUGGAAGACAAAAUGGCUACUGUUUCUGAAUGAACAAUUUUGCAUAACUGUAAAAAUGGGCAUAAAAUGACGUUUUUUUAUCCCUUCUGUUUGUUUUUGAAUAAAAUGUUAGUUGAAUACAUGAUGUUUGUUGAUUGAAAAUAAAUAAACUGUUUAUAAAAUUAGCUUUACAAUUCUUUUGGGUUUUUUGUUUCUUUUUUGAAAUUAAAAAAUAAAUGUCCAUAGAGCAAAAAAUAAAAUAAGGUCAUUUUUAGCCCAUUAUUUGAGCUGAGACUACAUGUGUAAUGUUUUUAUGUAUUCAAAGUUCUUGUACAAUAGAUAGAACCUGGAAAAAAUCGCGCUAUUGUGAUAAAUUAUACUUUCUUCAGCACUGAUUUCCGGUUCUUGAAAUUGGAUGUAUGCAUGUAGUCCUGUACGCAAUGUAAAAACGGGCUCCAUGUGGAGGGAUGAAAGGAAUUAUUUAAUUUGUAAAAUAGUGUAUUUAAAACUAAAUGUAUGAAGUAUAUUUACAGUGAAAUGUUAAAAGUGAGAAAGACAUACAAGUUAUUGCAAAGCCUGGCACAUUUCUUUGAAUACCAAUAAAGCACGGAAAGGUGCAUUUCUUAUUUUUACGGAGACUUUUCGGGUAAAUGGUGAAAGAUAUGUGCUGGUGUAGAUUUUCAUAUUUUCAGUUACAAAAAUGUUUAAAAAAAGUUAACUUUGAUUUCUUAAAUAUUUUGUACGGUAUUUUUAUAUGAACAAACAUUACUGUUAAAAGUGCGUUUUUAUGUCGUUAUGUAUAAAUAGACAUCAAAAUGAGGUUUCGAACUUUUCGUGUAAAGGUUAUAUUAUUUUCGUUGAAAUUUGAUUGUAAUGCUAUGCACUUGAAGAAAAAAAUCUGAUGUUAGAAAAUUGCAAAUUAUUGACUGGUGAAAAAUAAAUGUUAUAUUCUCGAUAUGUCGGCUUUUUAAAUGCCUUAUUGAAAGCAAAUAAAAAUAUCCUGAAAAAAAUA
Molecule: messenger RNA, 5629 nt
Organism: Ruditapes philippinarum (Manila clam)
Lineage: Eukaryota; Metazoa; Mollusca; Bivalvia; Venerida; Veneridae
Product: G1/S-specific cyclin-D2-like
Exons: 5
Coding region: 161-1093 (310 amino acids)
Biological process (GO): mitotic cell cycle phase transition; regulation of cyclin-dependent protein serine/threonine kinase activity; positive regulation of G1/S transition of mitotic cell cycle
Cellular component (GO): nucleus; cyclin-dependent protein kinase holoenzyme complex; cytoplasm
Molecular function (GO): cyclin-dependent protein serine/threonine kinase regulator activity
Source: RefSeq, a predicted model, not a curated record